GCCAAGGAUGAACUUUCUCACUCAUCCAGUUUCUAACACUGCACGAUCAUUGGACCAUUGGAUGAUCGAUCGAAUGACAUUAUUGAUUUCUAUAAUAUUGUGCCCCCAUGGAUGCCACUUACGUUCUUGCAUCCUGUCAAGAAAUCACCACCAAGCUCAGGCAUACUCAGUCAUCCUUGCCGAUACUCUAUAGAGACAUUGUCACUAUUGGCUGGGGCUGAUUGAUUGAUCUAGCAUCAGGAGGUUGUUGUGGUCUUUCUCAUUUUUUAAUAGCUGAAUCAUCGGCUUGUCUUAUCUCAAUAAGGUACCGUAGCUACCCAUACUAGCUAUAUUAGAAUAGGAAUCAAUCCUUACAAUGGGCGUCUUGGAUGAUCUCUCCGAGGUGGAUUUGCUGUUGAAUCAGCUGGUAGAAGAAACUACCCGUUUGCUGCUUCAGCAUGGUCCCUGGAUUCAAAAGAUCUUCAUGGAUGUUUUCUCGGAUAUGAUUUUUGUGCCUCGCAUUGUGGCCAAGCAAAUGAUGUUGGCCAUGGUCUUGGAGACGGGUCGAUUGGUCUUUUCACGUGUGUACCAUUACAGUACCGGUCUCGUGGUCCAAUUGGUCAGUAGUCGAGCUCGUAUGUUGCGGCAAUUGACAUUGGAUCAACAAUCGGCACAAACCCAAGACGAGUACAUGAUGCUGGCCGAACAACACGAUGCCUUGACGCAAGCGCAAACUUGGCGAAUGGAAUCCUCCUCGCCACUCUACGAACGAGAUCGAAUUGCCACCACCAUUGAUCAUUACCUGCAUCUCAUGCGGAGAAGUGAAGUCUUUGAUUUGCUAUUUUUACUACGCGGCAAUUUGGGACGCAAUCAAUUUGGACUCUUGCACCAGGGAUUGUUCAGUCACUCCAAAGCCGGAACCAAAGUACUUGUAGAGACCUAUCACAAUGUCGUGUGUGCGGCACUCGAGUUUGUCUGUGAUGCUCCUGUCGAUGAUGAUACGGAUCUCAACAACAACAAUUAUGUUCCCACCGAAGCCAAAUUGGCCUUUUUUAAUGAAGUCAGGCAUGCAUAUGGAAGGUCAAGUCUGCUGCUCAGUGGAGGUGCUGCCCUGGGAUUUUAUCACGUCGGUGUGGUCAAGGCAUUGAUGGAGAACAACCUCAUGCCACGAGUCAUUGGCGGGGCAUCCGCUGGAUCCAUUGUCUGUGCCAUGGUCGGAACACGGACCGAUGAAGAAUGCAUUCACGAUCUCUUUCAUCUACGAGGGACUUUUGCACCAGGACAUUCCGGAAUGAUUCAUCUCGAAUUCUUUCGACCACUGCUCUUUGAAGAAUCCAAACAACAAAAACGCAACAAACAACAACACCACAAAUCGGGAGAACUCUUCCAAGUCUACCACAACACGGCCGGGGCAUUUCACGAUCCCAAACGCACUUGGCAACUCUACAUGCCCGUAGGAUUGCGGCAAGCCGCCAGUACAAUUUACGACAUUUUGACGGGAGACCGACGCGCCAGUGAUUUGGUCAUGCACGAUACCGAACAUUUCAAGGCGGUCGUCAAGGCCAAUUGUGGAAACUUUACCUUUCAGGAAGCAUUUGAUCGAACCGGACGCAUUUGCAACAUUAUCGUAUCACCGAAGAACCAAUCCGAUCCACCGAGGCUGUUAAACUACUUGACGGCGCCACAUGUCCUCAUUUGGAGUGCGGCGGUCGCAUCGGCGUCAGUGCCGGGUAUUUUUGAAGCGGACUGUCUCUUGGUCAAGGAUCCCGAUGGUACGGAACGCUACGAAUCGUCCGACAUGACACCGAAUGGAGGGCGGGUCCAAUUCUCGGAUGGGUCAUUUGAACAGGAUUUGCCCAUGCAACAACUCUCGGAAAUGUUCAAUGUCAAUCAUUUCAUUAUCAGUCAAGUCAAUCCACAGGCGGUCUUGUUUGGCUCGUUCAAUCAUCGCAGCUACGAUGGGUGGUCCAUCAAGGGAGUCAUUGAUUCCUUGCUCUGUUUCCUCAAAGGACAAUGUCGAAGUUGGUUGGUCAACUUGAUGAAGUUCUUGGGGAGUGGACGAUUCCGACCUCUCUACGCACAAACCAGAGGAGCCAACAUUGCCACCAACAUUUUGACGCAAGAAUACGAAGGACGAAGCUGCGAUAUUUCUCUCAUUCCGUGGCUCCAUCAUCGGACUUUGCGAAGUGCCUUUUUGCACAUGCUCUACAAUCCGACUCGUGACGAUUUCUUUGAAUGGACCAAGGCAGCCGAACGGGAGACUUGGAAAUUCAUUCCUCGCAUCAAAUGUCACAUUGCCGAAGAGAUUGCACUCGAUCAGUGCGUCCAGAGAUUGAGGAAUCGACUCAUUCUCGAAGCCCGACAAAAGCGUCGAGGUUCAGUGGCAACCAACAACAUGAUUGGCAACGGACUCCCGAGCUUCUUUGUCAGUCCCAGUUUGACGAAUCUGGAGAGCCGUGGCAGCACCGCCGCGGCAACGGUGGAGCAAAUCGUUGCUGGAACGGCACCGGUUGUCAACAACACGUACCAAGUACCACUCAAGAGCGACAGUAGGAACAACCUGUUGUUGACGUCCGACGUGACGGAUCUCAAUUCCGGAUGGGCUGGCAUGGGAUUGCUUGGAAAUAGAUCCAGUGGCAGCUUGGAACGACAAUUCUCCCAUCCUUCUGGUUUGUUCAUUGACGAGGAAGAAAACCCACAACAGCCGCCUGACUUUGCCGCUGCAGCUACGCACAUGACGACACCCUCCCAAAACGAGCCAUCCGGGUUCGUUGUUGCCUCUGGCAAGACAAUGUCGAACUCUAGCCUCCGAUCCAGUCAGCGCAGUGGUAGCCAUGGCGACGGCGCAAAUGGCCGGCGCGGGUCCAUGGCUGAAUUCUAUUACCGUCGUGCCUCGGAGACCAACUUGGCUCAUCGGUAAGGAAUGCACGCCAAAGGACAGACAUCAACCUGAGUCCGCACACCGCUAUACGGUACCACAUCAUGAGUACAUAGUGUGCGUCAAUGCAUAUACUUAAUUCCGUACACAAAAAGGCUACAUAAACAUCCAUUUUUGCUUCUCCUC
This is a messenger RNA of Seminavis robusta, 3043 nucleotides long. NCBI's taxonomy places the organism in Eukaryota, Bacillariophyta, Bacillariophyceae, Naviculales, Naviculaceae. The record is from the annotation of a GenBank genome assembly.